AUGGAGCUACCGUGUGUGCUGUGCUGCAGCAAGGACGAUGAUGAGCUGGUCUUUGGCGAAGUGCACAAGGAGGACCAGGUGGUGGUGCACCGCAACUGUUUGUACCUUAGCUCAAAUCUUGUCCAGAAUGGAAACGAGCACCCCGGCAUUUUGAGCUUCCUCAAGGAGGACAUUUUGAUGGAGAGGUGCCGGCGCACUUUCCACACCAAGUGCGGCUACGACAACCUGGCGGUUAGCCAGUUUAGCGGCCGCCGUAACUCAUAUUGUCACAAGCACAUACCCAAGUACCGCAUCCGGCUGGGCACCGAGGGACAUUGCGUGAUCUGCUUUGAGUCGUGCCUUCAGAAGUACGCCAAUUCGGCGGGCUACUUCUUCAAGUGUCCGCUGUGCAACGACAAGGAGAAGUUUGCCAAAGUGGCGCUCUUUGGGAUCUCGAUACAAAACCGUGACGCCUCCUGGGAGCUGGAGCCUAAUGCCUUUGCGGAUCUAAUGCAGCGAGCGGAGUACUGCAGCUCACCAGCGUAA
Molecule: messenger RNA, 525 nt
Organism: Drosophila kikkawai
Lineage: Eukaryota; Metazoa; Arthropoda; Insecta; Diptera; Drosophilidae
Product: PHD finger protein 7-like
Cellular component (GO): nucleus
Source: RefSeq, a predicted model, not a curated record